AUGGCGGUGGAGUCCCGGAGCCUCCUGGAGAGAAUCUCCGCCCGGAUAGGGGAAGCCAGGCCGGGUACACGGAACCCUGUUGGGGGCGGGCCGGUGCAGGGCGUGCUGAGCCCGGACUAUGACGGUGAUGACAGUCCGCGGCUGCCGCCGUGUUCUCUGGAUCUCUCCGAUUCCGAGGAGGAGAAAUCUUCCCAACAAUCCGGAUGCAAUCAGAAGAAGUCCCCCGCGUGGAGGAGAGAGCCGGGUAAUACCCCCAUCAUCCUCUCUCCACUAUACGGAAAAAAUAAACAUUUUAGUUUUCCUGAAGAGAAACCGAGGUCCUCUGUGAAAAUUUCGGAUUCCAGCGAUGAAGACUUUGAGAAUUUUUUAAUCCAACUGAAGACGCCGAAACAACCGAAGAGCAAAACUCAGGACAAGCAAAGCGGAAGUAUAAAGAGCUUUAUUGUUGAGUCUGAGGAUGAGGAUGACUUUGAUUCCAUGUUCUCGAAGGCUGGGAAAGGAUCUGAACGCCGGAACGGUAAAUGUGAAGUUCCAAUGAUGGAAUUCUCCGUGGUUUUACCUUGUCCUGCGUCUUCUCUGUCCUGCGUCUUCUCUGUCCUGCGUCUUCUCUGUCCUGCGUCUUCUCUGUCCUGCGUCUUCUCUGUCCUGCGUCUUCUCUGUCCUGCUAUAAAGAGCUUUAUUGUUGAGUCUGAGGAUGAGGAUGACUUUGAUUCCAUGUUCUCGAAGGCUGGGAAAGGAUCUGAACGCCGGAACGGAACGAAGACCUCCGUCUUGGUGCCUUCCAUCUCUCAGAAGCCAUCGGGGUCCUGGCAGCGGAAUGACUCUCCUGUCUUUAUAAGUGACAGUGAUGAGGACUCCAUCGUGAUAAGAAGCACCUGGUCCAAUAGACACGCAAAGAACCGAAAUCCGAAGGAUAAAGGUCAAAGGGCAAGUUCUGCGCCCAAGAAAGUCCCGGAGAUCCACCCGGAGCCUCCCAACACCCAAUCCUCCGGAGGACCAGAGAGACCCAUCCGGCCGGAGCCGGCGCUGUGCACGCCCGUCAGCUCUGACGACGAGUUUGAGUGUCUGAUGGACCGCAUUAAAAACCGCGCAAAGAACCAAACGCCGGGGUCAACCGCGAGGAAAGGGAACCCCAAAACUUUCCUGGCAGAACCGCUGAAGGCGCCGUGUUUGGAUCUAACGAACAAGAAGAGUGACGCAAAGCCGAGGCCUCAGUCGUGUUCAGACGUCUUUAAGAGCCCGCACGUCAUCCCCGAUAAAGCCGUGAAGAAACAUUUUGAUGAUGUGGAGACGUCGCGUCCAGGGAACACGGGAGUUCCGUGUAAAGUGAAGGACUGUUUCCUGAACAAUCUUUCUCACCCAACAUCCGGCUAUGUGAAGGAAUUCAAACAGAAGAAAGUUGAUCUGACGCGCAGACUCUACAGUCUUUACAACCGCACGAUCUUUGAUGAGAAGCUCCCCAGCAACCUGGAAAUUCUGUGGAAUAAGAAGAUGAGGAAGACGGCCGGGUAUUGUGUGACGGGACAGACGAAGCUCCCCACCGUGCAGCGCUACGCCCGGAUAGAACUGUCCGAGAAGGUCUGUGACUCUGCAGAUCGCCUCCGAGACACGCUAAUUCAUGAGAUCUGUCAUGCUGCCACGUGGCUCAUUAACGGCGUCAGAGACGGACACGGUCAGUACUGGAGGUUCUAUGCCAGGAAAGCCACCGUCGUCCACCCCGAAUUACCGAUGGUCACCCGAUGUCACACCUACGAGAUCAACUACAAGUUCACCUACGAAUGUUCCCGCUGUAAGAACACGAUCGGCCGUCACUCCAAGUCUCUGGACACGGAAAGAUUCGUCUGCGCCCUAUGUAAAGGUAAACUGGUCCUGCAGGCGGCGACGCGGAAGGACGGCUCUCCGGCCACCACCCAGCUCACGCCGUUCGCCAAGUUUGUCAAGGAGAAUUAUGGAUCGGCCAAGAAGGAGAUGAUCGGAAUGAGUCACGCCGAAGUCAUGCGCAAACUCAGCACCAAUUUCUCUACAAAGACGAAGAUUUCUGAUUAA
Molecule: messenger RNA, 2046 nt
Organism: Nanorana parkeri
Lineage: Eukaryota; Metazoa; Chordata; Amphibia; Anura; Dicroglossidae
Gene: GCNA
Product: acidic repeat containing
Exons: 13
Coding region: 1-2046 (681 amino acids)
Cellular component (GO): nucleus
Source: RefSeq, a predicted model, not a curated record